Molecule: messenger RNA, 6193 nt
Organism: Acipenser ruthenus (sterlet)
Lineage: Eukaryota; Metazoa; Chordata; Actinopteri; Acipenseriformes; Acipenseridae
Product: inositol polyphosphate-4-phosphatase type I A
Exons: 25
Coding region: 252-3194 (980 amino acids)
Cellular component (GO): cytoplasm
Molecular function (GO): phosphatidylinositol-3,4-bisphosphate 4-phosphatase activity
Source: RefSeq, a predicted model, not a curated record
AAUUACGUCAAAGAGGCUGUCAGAGAAGGGCGGGACAGACUGAGGUUACUGCAGAGAGAGGCAGACAAGGAAUCGGAAAAAAGGAAGAAUGACGUUUAAUUAAAUAAAUGCACUGAACAUCAUCAACCAGUAAGGACCGUUUCAUGCAUCUUAAUAUAGACUGCAUGAGAUUGAAUUGAUUCAGCUCACAAAAUUCCCCAGAAGUUGACUGAAGGACUGGCAACCAGGCUGCAGGCCCCACUCAUGACAAGAUGUCUGCCAGGGAGCGGAGUCCUCGCCACAGGCCGUGGUCUGUGUAUCGGGCCAACACCUUUGACCUCUCCUCUGAGAUGAUGGGAUUAACUCUAGCAGGCAAUAGCCAAGAUCCAGAUGAACCUGUAUUAGAAUUUAGUCUAGCUUGCAGCGAACUAAUAACACCAUCACUGGAUCGUAAACCAAAUAGUUUUGUAGCAGUAAGUGUAACUACACCCCCUCAAGCAUUCUGGACAAAGCAUGCCCAAACAGAGAUUAUAGAGGGCACAAGCAAUCCUAUAUUCCUAAGCAGCAUUGCGUUUUUCCAGGACUCUCUAAUCAAUCAGCAGACACAGGUGAAGCUUUCAGUGUACGAUGUGAAGGAUCGAUCUCAGGGAACAAUGUAUUUACUGGGCUCUUCAUUGUUCACUGUGAAAGAACUGCUACUGGAGAAACAACACAGGUUACAUCUGAUGCUAAGGUCUGCUGAAAAUGAGAGAGUGGGUAAUAUCACAAUUAUAGCAUGGCAGAUGGAGGAGAAAAGAGACCAAAGGGCUCCAGUGACACGGUUGCCUGACACUAUCAACGGAAGGAUGGUCCUUCCAGUUGAUGAAAGCUUAACAGAGUCUUUAGGAAUUAGAGCAAAAUAUGCAUCAUUAUGCAAAGACACUUUAUUAAAAUCAGUGUUUGGUGGUGCAAUGAGUCGGAUGUACCGUCUCCCUACCACAGAUGGGAACCACCUGCGAAUACUUGAGCAGAUGGCAGAAAGUGUGCUUUCUAUCAAUAUCCCACGACAGUUUGUAAAACUGCUCCUUGAAGAAGACGCAGCCAGAGUUUGUGAGCUGGAAGAACUGGGGGAGCUGUCACCCUGUUGGGAGGGUCUUCGGCGGCAGAUUGUUACCCAGUAUCAAACCAUCAUACUGAACUACCAGGAAACACUGACCGACCUGCAUCAGUAUAAAGGGCCAUCUUUCAAAGCUAGCAAUUUAAAAGCUGAAAAGAAAUUGGAGUUUCUUCCAACCAACCUCCACAUCCAGAGAAUGAGAGUACAAGAUGACUCAGGUGCAGAUCUGACAUAUGACAUAGUUACUAUCGGAGCACCAGCGGCACAUAGUCAGGGCUUUAAAAAUGGAGGCCUCAGGAAGCUCAUUCACAAGUUUGAAGAAGCCAAAAAACACGUUUAUGAGGAGGGUUGCAGUUCCAUGUCCAGCUCGCAGUCCAUAGUUUACAUACCACAGGACAUUAUGAGAGCAAAGGAGAUCAUAGCACACAUCAAUACUCUGAAGACCCAGGUCAGUUACUAUGCUGAGAGACUCUCAAGGGCAGCCAAGGACCGCUCCUCAAAUGGCCUGGAAAGAACACUUGCCAUCUUAGCAGAUAAGACUAGACAGCUGGUGACUGUGUGUGACUGUAAAUUACUGGCAAACGCAAUCCAGGCGCUGAAUGCUGCUCGACCUGAGUACAUUGCCUCUAAAACCUCCCCCACAGCUGGGGACGCAGACCAAGUGAUGCUCAGGAAUGAUCAGGACACCCUGGUGGCGAGGUGGACUGGCAGAAAUAGCCGGUCAUCACUGCACAUCAGUUGGCACGAAGAGGAGUGGGAAAAAGUUUGGCUGAAUGUCGACAAAAGCCUGGAAUGCAUUAUCCAGCGUGUUGACAAACUGCUUCAGAAGGAGCGUCUGCAAAGUGACAGCCUUGAGGACGUGUUCCAGUGCGAUCUAACCUGCACCAGCAAGAAAGGUAACCUGGAGAGGCGUGCGUACUGGAUCAAUCCAGACUACAGAGGUGACACUAGCUCAUCAUCAACAUCACCAUCAUCCUCAUCAUCCCCAGUGUCAUCUAUAUGCCAUUUUCACACACACAAAAAUUGCAACACCCCUGCUGAGGAGGCUGCUCCAGGAGAAUGGAGCGAGGCCCUUUAUCCAUUGCUAACGACUCUCACAGACUGUGUAGCUAUGAUGAGUGAUAAAGCUAAAAAAGCUAUGGUAUUCCUGCUAAUGCAAGACACUGCCCCAACAAUAGCUAUGGACCUGAGUCUUCAGUACCGGAGGGAUGUUGUCUUUUGUCAGACACUGACAGCCCUGAUUUGUGGAUUUAUAAUCAAGUUGAGGAACUGCCUUCAUGAUGAUGGAUUCCUGCGUCAACUCUACACCAUUGGCCUGUUGGCACAGUUUGAAAGUCUUCUUAGUACAUAUGGAGAAGAGCUGUCAAUGCUUGAAGACAUGAGCAUAGGAAUUCUGGAUCUGAGGAACGUGACCUUCAAGGUUACACAGGCAACUUCAGCGUCAUCUCCGGAUAUGUUGCCAGUUAUCACGGGAAAUCGUGAUGGAUUUAAUGUGAGGAUCCCUCUGCCCGGCACAAUGUUUGAUGCACUGCCCAGAGAGAUCCAGAACGGAAUGCUGCUACGAGUACAGCCUGUUCUCUUCAAUGUGGGAAUCAAUGAGCAGCAAACACUUGCAGAAAGGUUUGGAGACACAUCAUUACAAGAAGUCAUUAACAUGGAAAGUUUAGCUCGCCUGAAUUCCUAUUAUGAGCAGUUUAAAGAAGUUUUGCCUGAAGAUUGUCUACCUCGAUCGCGCAGCCAGACUUGCUUGCCAGAAUUAUUAAGAUUUCUCGGCCAGAAUGUGCAUGCAAGGAAAAACAAAAAUGUGGAUAUCCUCUGGCAAGCAGCGGAGAUUUGUCGUCGCCUGAAUGGAGUUCGCUUCACCAGCUGUAAAAGUGCCAAGGAUAGGACAGCCAUGUCAGUGACACUGGAACAGUGUCUGAUCCUACAACAUGAGCACGGGAUGGCCCCCCAGGUCUUUACACAGGCCUUGGAUUGUAUGAGGAGUGAGGGUUGUCGCCGAGAAAACACCAUGAAGAAUGUUGGAUGUCGCAAGUAUGCCUUUAAUACUCUGCAGUUGAAGGCUUUUCCAAAACAUUACAGGCCUCCAGAAGGAACCUAUGGGAAAGUUGAAACUUGAUAGGACAUAAAAAAAUAUAUAUAUGUACAAACUUUUAAACUUAAGAUAAAACAGAACAUUGUGGAUUGCUUAAUGCACUGUUAAAUGUUGUAGUUAGUGAUAUUAAAACAAACAAAACAAAAACACAACAGGUAGAGCCAACAAAACAGUUUUGUAGAGAUUUCACUGAGUUACGCCACUCCAUUGUUUACACAAGAAUAUAGAGUAGAUAAAGCAUGCUUCUUCGACAUACUCGGUUAAAUAGGACAAGAAAUAAACCUCUAAUUAAUAGUAGUGUACUGUACAAUCAACUAUUAAUGCAACUGUUUUUUCUUCAUUCCUUGCACAUAAAAGCACUUCACACACUGUAUCAAGUAUACAUGUUAUUGAGUGUAAACCUCCAUGGUUAGGGAACUGUGAUUAAAACUCUGCUUCAAACUGAACCACUUUUGUGAAAAACUGGUAUAAAUUUAGGCUGAAUUAAACUGGUGUUUAGGUUUGAAAAUAAAUGAAUGUGAAAAUAGAACAGUGGUAGAAAAUCCCAGGAAAGUCACUGGAGGUUUUAAAAUAUACAUUUCAGUCUAAUUAAGUUGAAAAAGGUUUGGUGGGUUUGUGACAAGUCAUUAAAUAUUGUGAUAAAGACCUAAAUUAGUAAAACAAAAUAUAUGACAUUCCAGUUAACAUCUCUUAUGUAACCAAAAUUUUCUUUAUUAUUUCCCAGUGAAAAUAUUUCAAUUUAUUAACCUCAAUGUGUACUGUAAGCAUGCUUCAGUUUCCGUAAAGUGACAGAUUCCACAGAAUGCAAUUUUCCCUGGGAUUGCUGUGCUGCACUACUGUGAGUGUCUUAAGAAAUGAACAAUGAGGCAAACGUUCAAUACACUUUAUCUCAUUGGGUUUUUCAAAAUGUAAUUGCAAUAUAUAUAUUAGCAAAGUCAUUCUUUAAUUUGCCAUUUUUAAACAUUGUUUUUUUUUUUAUUAAAAACAAAAAAAAAAGACCUAGAAUUACUUAGUUGCUUGAAUUAAAUUUCCUGCUAUACUCACAGAGCUUUAAUGCAUAUGUUCUGUUUGCUGUAAUGCCGGUAUCAUUGAGCAUACAGCGUUGAGAAUACAGUACAUACCGCCAUUUGAAUGAAGUUCACUUCCAUCACUUCACAGCAGCUGCUUGUGGCUGAAAAUAUGCAGUGCAUGAACAACAUAAUUGUAAACAAAGCUGCCGUAGCGUGUUUAAUAUAGUAAGGCACAAAUUCCCUUGUUGUGCUGGGGUAUUGUACAUUUAAAAUUGUUGCCCGUGUACAUUUUUUACUUGGUUUGCAUAACUGAUUUGGAUCUUGUCGAUCAGAAAAUCUAUUGAUGUCUCACUACGCGUUAAGAAACUUUUUUGGUGACACAUGCAAUCACAGCUGACUGAGACUAAUAUUCACACUAAAUUUAAGAUCACACUGAGAGCAGUUUAAGCAACAAAGAAAAUGCUUUAUUUCACGUGAAACACAUGUGAUUUUAAAUAUGUUACAUUCCUAAGGUUGCUGUUCUUUAAAUCCCCUUGUAAUAUAUGUGUUAUAUUGUAAUCAUUACUGUGAAAUAUGUAGUAUUGUUUGAACUGGGAUUGUUCCAUCAGUGGCAGAGAUCUGAUCUAGCCCUUACUGUUGUUGAUUCCCUAGUACAUUGAAAAAGUAAAUGAACCAUUAAUCUGUUGAAGUGAACUGCAAAUAUCCAGCUUACAUUCACAUACUGUGACAUCAUUAUCAUGUUGCUUCAAAAAACUGUGAUAGAUUUGUGUAGGUCACUUUUAAAUUGGUACUUAAUGAACUGAAAAUAUGAAAAGAAGUUUACUAUGUUGAUUAAACACAGUAUAUUGUGAAGCAAGAGACAAAAUAGCAACCCAUAGCUUUUGCAUGCAGGUGGACACAGCUGCUGAAUUUCCAAAGUACAAUCAAUAGAUUUCACUGCUGUUUACAUGCCACUUUAAACAAUUAGACAAUCGCCCCUCAAACUGUAUUGCUGUGCUCACAAAAGCAAAUUCCUCAAACAAAGCUCAGUUCUGUGCGGAAUCUAUUGACUUACAUUGUGUGAUUGACUGUAAAAGUGAAAUCUUGUAAAUGACAAUAAAAUGCAAACUAGUGUAGCAGCACAGUUCAAGAUUUGGAAGACUGCACUUACUUAUAGGUUAACAGCACAGCUGAAGUUACAUGCCAAGUUGUGCAGUGCCACCUUCACAAGAGGCAAGUCAAACACACUGCAGAUCACAUAGGUAACACCAUUUUAGUAGCACUUUGUAUUUAUCAAGAAUGGGGAGAAAAAAGUGUGUUACUUUUGAUGCAUGUAGCAAAGCUAACAGUUGUACUUUAAGGUACUAAUGUACAGCAUAAAAAGUGACAUUGGUAAGAACUGUGAAAUGCAACUUGUAUUGUCUAAUUGUACUGUGUACACUUUACAGUCAUUUUUAUUUUGAAGGAUAAAUAUAUUGUACAUUUUUUAGUCUGAGCACCUAGAGUUCCAUUUUAUUUUGAUUUGUGUUCUUUAUAUAUAUACUGUAACAUUGUAUAAUUCAAGACAAAUGCUCAGUCACAAGUUGAAGCAUUCGAUUUUCUUUAUUUAUUUGUUUUUUUAUUUAACAUUUUAUGUUUUUGGUAUACUCACAGCCAGUCUUUUUAGGUUUAGCUAUGCUGUAUAUGUGCUUUUCCCAGUGCCCUCCUAUACAACUAAAGCAAUUAAAAGAAUUGACAAUAAUAAAAAAUAAAAAAGAAACCAUUAUUCUUUUGGUGUAUUUUUUUUCUUUUGAGACUGUUCUUUGUGACAUGUCAGUCAUUUUUUAUAUCUUGAAUAUAGAGUACAUGCCAAGGUUAACCAGUCAGUAACAAACCUGCCAAUUUCAGCAAAAGUAUGUGCUGUAUAUAUCAGGUGUUACCAUUUGUUUGUUUGUUUAUUGUUCAACCGAUGUAUGUCAUAUACUGUAAACUGUUUGCAUUGAAUUUAGGAUUUGGAAUAUGUCUUCAUUGCAUAAUAAAGGAGUUGUAUGCAAA